AUGGCUCCAACAAGCAGCAACGCGCCUUCGCUGCUCCUACUGCCAGCCCCUCCUCACCCACUGCAUCCUCAUUCUCUGGCCGCCGCCUACUGGGCGCCUGUAACGGUGGCUCUGAAGCGCAUCAUCGCUACUGGCAUCAACGGCAAUAGUAGUACCAACAAUUCCAAUGCAAAUUCCAGCGCUGGCACAAAUCAUGUUCUCGUCAUCGCAGUCGCCUGCCCUAUUCUUACAGGGCCCUCGCCAAGGCGCAAGUCCAUAAACUGGAAGACCGCACAGUCUCUUCUUGCCCGCAUUUACACUCUCAUCGCAGCCAUUUGCGAUGAGCAGAACAUUGACACAUCAGGGGAGCCGGGCAGUAGCAGCGUCGAUCCACGAGUCGUGUUAGUCGACCAUGAGCGACACAGAACGUAUCAGCGCAACUUUGAUGGAGAAUAUGAAGCAAAUUGCACGCCCGUGUUGGAUCUGGCAGCCUUUGCCUCGACGGUUCAUCCUUGGAGAACGGUGUUCCAUCCUAGUUCCGAGGCAGGCUAUGAGCUCCUCAAGGCUUUCUUAGAGUACUCACAGGGGAAACAAACUCUUCUGCAAAGCCAAAUCGUUGCUGUUGAAGGCGGCCUCGGCAUGUCCACCGGCGAAGUCCCGCCUGUUACUCAGGAGGAUCUCAUCAAUGGCUACGAUACUGUUUGUCUGGGUGGCACGUUUGACCAUCUUCAUGCGGGACACAAACUACUUCUUCACGCCACUGCUUUACUUAUGGGCAUCCCAGAGAAACAUACCGGGAAGCACUCUGUUCUCAUCGUCGGGAUUUCAGGAGAUGAGCUGUUGACGAACAAAAAGUACGCUCAAUUUCUCUCUACUAUAUUCAACUCGGCGUCUUCGUCCAACACAAACACCUUGCCGCUAACAUCUACUCCUGCACCGGAUGAGCUUCAUGCUACAUUCCGUGACGGCACAGUGCUGGUUCGCUGGGAGACACGGAGCGGCGGACAGGCUAUUAAUGAUAAGAGAACUGAGAAAGGGUGGAAGCCGCUCGAGGUGUUUGAGAUUGAUGUGCUCGAUCCAAGCGAUAUCUUGAAGGAAGACGGCGGAAGACAGAGCAAUGGAUUUGCGACAAAGAUUAGCAGCACGGCAAUUCGACAGCGAAUAGCCCAGUCCAAAGAGGAAUCACAAUAG
This is a messenger RNA of Trichoderma breve, 1170 nucleotides long. RefSeq lists its product as uncharacterized. NCBI's taxonomy places the organism in Eukaryota, Fungi, Ascomycota, Sordariomycetes, Hypocreales, Hypocreaceae. The transcript has 3 exons. The record is from RefSeq and is a predicted model, not a curated record. The coding region runs from base 1 to 1170 and encodes 389 amino acids.